Molecule: messenger RNA, 1449 nt
Organism: Aegilops tauschii subsp. strangulata
Lineage: Eukaryota; Viridiplantae; Streptophyta; Magnoliopsida; Poales; Poaceae
Product: FCS-Like Zinc finger 8
Source: RefSeq, a predicted model, not a curated record
GAGAGGCGAGGAGCCCCGGAGAAGGCACCGCACCCGCCCGUUGCUUUUGCAUGCUGCGUGUCCGCGCCGAGGACACUUGUCUUCUCCCCAUAAACACACCAGCAAGCAACCACAUGGAAAGCACGGAGGGGGAGGAGCAGCAGCAGCGAGUCUAGAGCGAGAAGCAGAGUGCCCUGGAAGCCUCCCCCACCCCAUUCCCCCCUUUCUUCUCCCCACCCUUCUUAGUCCCGUCGCGCGAGGAGGGGCGCCGCCGCCUGAGCGAGCAUCCCCGCCCGGCCGCCGAAUCGACCGCGAGAGACAACUUGCUAGUGCCUGUGCUCCUCAAGAGCAAGCCAUGGACAACUGCGCCGACCAGAGCCUUGGACAGAGGAGCAUUGGAUUCUUCAGGGUGCCUGGUCUCUUUGUGAGGCUAAGCAGCAAAGGCCUGAAUGCAGUGGACCCUGAUUCAGUCUGGAGCCCAACCUCUCCUCUGGAUUUCAAGAACCUGCCGUCAUCAAACACCGUGGGCACCAAUCUCAAGCCCACUGGAUUGCUAGGCAUCGAGGCUGAUCUUCUGAAGCUCAGAACCGGCUCCCCGAGAGUCGGUCUUGGCCUUGUCGAUGCCCUCACCGCCGAUGAGGGCUCGUUGCACUUUGGAGGCAAGAACUCCUUUCUUGAAUCCAUCAAGCCAUUUCUUGAGCUUGGGCUGCCAAAGGCGGCUGCCGAUGCAUCCUCGUGUCAGAAGACCGGUUCGGCUGGCCUUGGCGCCGCCAUGAAGGAGAACACAGGCUUUGUUCAUUGUGACUGUGAAGAUGAAGAGUACACCUGCGUGAUCGAGCACGGCCCGAACCCGAGGACGACGCACAUCCUGAAAGGCCACACGGUGGAGGUGCCCAACGGCGUCCGUUCCAAGAGGCCGAUUUUCACCAUCGAGCCCAUCGAGGAGCAGUCAUGGCCGUCGAUGCCGGCUGCUGGCGCCGCUUCUGGUUCGUGCUCCCACUGCAGGAAGCGGCUGCGAGAGGACAUGGACACCUUCAUGUAUCUGGGCGAGGCGUUCUGCAGCAACGAGUGCAGGAAGUGCUGCAUCGAGGAGGAGAUCGAUGAGGUGGUGGUGGAGCUCAUGAUGCUGGAUUCCGGCGGCUCCUCUGCUGGUCUGCAUUGGUGAAGAUUGCUUGCUUGCUAGUAGUGGUGGCGAGGAGGCGUUGCCCACAAAGCGUCUGUUCUUUCUUUAUUUUGGUUUGAAACUUGGUAGGACUCAGCAGCAGGGAAGGGAGGGAGAAAAACGCUUCUCAUUCUGGUUUUUGUAUGAAUGGAGGAGAGGUUUUGAGUUAUCCAGUGUCUGCCAUAGCGCAAUGGCUGGACCAUUUUCAUGGGUAUUGGGAGUAUUCCUUUUUGGCGUAAGACUGGUAGAAAUACUCAGAUAUCGAUGUGCCAUAAAUAUAUUAAUCAAUCAAUUAUAUUACCUUCUUA